GGACUGUCUAUGGUCACGUCUUUCUUCGCGUUACUCACUUGCGGACUGCGGUCCCGUCCGUCCGCAUUAUCGCAGAAUCGGUUGAAAUUGACGGUGUGGCAAAGGAGACAGAGUAUAUCGCGUGAAAAUUUCGUCGACCUGCGCUUAGUCAAUAAUUUUGCAAAAUGAACAGGCUCUUCGGACGUGCCAAACCCAAGGAACCGCCACCAAGCAUCACGGACUGCAUCGCGGGGGUUGACAGUAGGGCGGAUUCGGCAGAAAAGAAAAUAGCCAGGCUAGAUGCAGAGCUAAAGAAGUACAAGGAUCAAAUGGUUAAGAUGAGGGAUGGUCCAGCCAAGAACACAGUGAAGGCCAAGGCUCUUCGUGUGCUGAAGCAGCGAAAGAUGUACGAAGCUCAAGUAGAUAAUUUGCGUCAGCAGGCAUUUAACAUGGAACAAGCAAACUAUGCCACUCAGACAUUGAAGGACACCCAGUCGACUGUAGUUGCUAUGAAGGAAGGGGUCAAGCAAAUGCAAAAGGAAUUUAAAAAUAUCAACAUUGAUCAAAUUGAGGACAUGCAAGAUGAUUUGGCAGAUAUGCUGGAACAAGCUGAUGAAGUGCAAGAAGCAAUGGGUCGCAGCUAUGGAAUGCCAGAAAUUGAUGAUGAUGAACUGGCUGCAGAGCUUGAAGCUCUCGGUGACGACCUCGCUUUGGAUGAAGAUACCAGCUUCUUAGAUGAUGCUAUUAAAGCACCUAGUGCUCCAGACAAGGAACCAGGAGCAAAUUCUGUCAAGAAUAAGGAUGGAGUUCCAGUGGACGAAUUUGGUUUGCCACAAAUACCUGCUAGCUAAAUUUAAAAAUACCUCAAAAUUUAUAGAUAAGGCAAUUGUAAGCUUAAGAACAUUCGUAUGCAUGCCCAAAGACGUACAAUCCUUUAAGAACAAGACAGCUUUUCUAAUCAACACUUAUGCGACACAAAUUAAAUGCUCUGGUAAUGUUUCAUUAACUUGCGUAAAGAAUACAUUUAGUUUAGUUCUGUAUUAAUAUACUUUUGUUACUGUCUUCAAAGUCACUAUUUUUAUUAAAUUAGUGUUAUAUUGUACAUAUAUAUAUAUAUUAAAUUAAUAAAUAUCGAUUAUAAAUACAAAAA
This is a messenger RNA of Monomorium pharaonis (pharaoh ant), 1129 nucleotides long. RefSeq names its product charged multivesicular body protein 5 (gene Vps60). Gene Ontology annotation, cellular component: multivesicular body. The record is from RefSeq and is a predicted model, not a curated record. Bases 165 to 830 code for a protein of 221 amino acids. The transcript has 4 exons. Lineage: Eukaryota; Metazoa; Arthropoda; Insecta; Hymenoptera; Formicidae. Gene Ontology annotation, biological process: vesicle budding from membrane; late endosome to vacuole transport via multivesicular body sorting pathway.